This is a messenger RNA of Hemicordylus capensis (graceful crag lizard), 606 nucleotides long. RefSeq names its product LYR motif containing 7 (gene LYRM7). Gene Ontology annotation, biological process: mitochondrial respiratory chain complex III assembly. The coding region runs from base 90 to 437 and encodes 115 amino acids. The transcript is spliced from 5 exons. The record is from RefSeq and is a predicted model, not a curated record. Lineage: Eukaryota; Metazoa; Chordata; Lepidosauria; Squamata; Cordylidae.
CUCAGCCAAGCUGCGUUGUAGAAGUCUGGGAGGGGGAGCGUUGAAGGCAGUGCAGACAUGUACGGGGGUAAUUCACUCAAAUCCCAUUUAUGAUGGCCACAACCUCUUGCUUUGCUGACAGGGUCAGUUCUAAGGUCGCUGUCUUGAAGCUUUUCAAAUCUUUACACAGGACAAGGCAACAAGUUUUCAAAAAUGACCUCAGAGCUCUAGAAGCUGCAAGACUUAAGAUAAAUGAAGAAUUCAAAAAUAAUAAAGAUGAGACAUCUUCUGAAAGAAUAGCUGAGCUUAUGAAAAUAGGUUCAGAUGUAGAAGUUAUUCUCCGAACGUCUGUCCUUCAGGGUGUUCAUACAGACACCAACCAAGUGUUGCUCAUACCAAGGAAAGAGCUGCUGCUGGACAAUGUUCCUUUCUGUGACACCCCAAAGCAAAAGUCAUGAAUUUGAGGAAUGGAGUUUUAUGUUGAUUCUUACUGUCAUAUUAUGAUAUAUUUCCUGUAAUAUCACUCUUGACAAAAUCCUUAAAACCAAUUGCUUCUUGUAUUUGUUUUCACUAAAUGCAAAAAAUACUGACGGUUAUUGAUGGAAAUAAGAAAUCAAUUCAGUCUGA